Ruditapes philippinarum (Manila clam) is the source of this 5994-nucleotide messenger RNA. RefSeq names its product protein O-mannosyl-transferase TMTC4-like. Gene Ontology annotation, biological process: protein O-linked glycosylation via mannose; endoplasmic reticulum unfolded protein response. Bases 34 to 2352 code for a protein of 772 amino acids. Gene Ontology annotation, cellular component: endoplasmic reticulum. The record is from RefSeq and is a predicted model, not a curated record. The transcript has 17 exons. Gene Ontology annotation, molecular function: protein binding; mannosyltransferase activity. Lineage: Eukaryota; Metazoa; Mollusca; Bivalvia; Venerida; Veneridae.
UAUUAUAUAUAUUUUUGUAUAUUUUCAGAAUGAAUGUUCUACAAGAAAAGUCAGCAUCGCCAUAAGAAUGGCUACAAAAACGGUUACUACAUGAACGGAACCACUGCAAACGGGGCCUCUCUUGGGCCGGAAUAUUCCGAGCCAGAAGCCCCCAUCCGUCCAAACCCCGAAAAAUACCUUCCCAUACCAAGAUUAAAAUUUGGAACUGCUGCCGGUCUAGUAUUUCUAAUCUCCGUCGUUUGUUUUGCCGUCAGCUAUGAUGGAGACAUGGUAUUUGAUGAUAGUGAAGCCAUUGUGGGCAAUAAAGACUUGCUACCAGAAACUCCUAUAUCAAAUAUAUUUUAUAACGACUUCUGGGGAAAGAAGUUGGACUCAAAAACAAGUCACAAGUCAUACAGACCACUGACUGUCCUUACUUAUAGACUAAGUUAUUACAUUGGCGGAGGACUAAAGCCGAUCUAUUUCCACAUUCCAAACAUCAUACUACAUGGGAUAGUUUCUGUGUUACUUCUCCGCACCUUCUCCAUUUUAUUCGGGGGUUACACUGUUGAUGUUGACUCAGGGAAGACACAAUUUAUGGCAGCAAAGUCUGCUAUACUCUGUGCACUCUUGUUUGCUGUACAUCCUGUACAUACAGAAAGUGUGUCUGGUAUAGUGGGAAGAGCUGAUUUAUUGUGUGCUAUAUUAUUCAUAUCAUCAUUUCUGCUGUAUGUUGAAGCAUGUGCCACAGACUUACAGAAAAAAGAUGAUAGGUUGACGAUGUUCCGUCCAACAUGUUUUUCUAUGCAGUAUAUGUUUUCUAGUAUGACACUAUGUGCCUUAUCUGUGUUCUGUAAGGAACAAGGAAUCACAGUUAUUGGUAUCUGUAGUGCCUAUGACAUUAUUGUUGUUUGUGGAGUAGAUCUUCUAGAGCUUGUUGGCCUUAGGAGAAAGUUUCAGCGACCUGUUGUUGCCAAUGGUAACGGAAAUGGUAACAGUAAAUCAGAGGAGAGUUCAGUACCUGCCUGGGUAUCAUCAUUAAUCAGACGUCAUGUGAUUUUGUUUUUUUUGGGGUCACGAUUCUUUUCUAUUUUGGGGUUUAAUUAUAAUUAUUUGUAUUCAAUAAAUGCCUGGCUGCUGGUAAAUCCCUGGUGGUUGUGUUUUGACUGGUCAAUGGGCUGCAUCCCUGUAAUUGAAAGUUUUGGAGAUGCAAGAAUUAUAGCUUUGGUCACAGUCUGGGUUAUUAUUGGUACUCUGGUGUGGACAUGUUUGAAGAAACCAAUAACACAGGAUCAAAGGACACUGACGAUGGCACUAGCUCUGAUUAUAAUCCCAUUUUUACCGGCCAGUAACUUGUUUUUCCGUGUUGGUUUUGUGAUAGCUGAAAGAAUACUCUAUUUAUCCAGUAUUGGUUUUUGUAUACUUGUUGUUCUUGGUGUCCGCCACAUCUGCGUUACCUUCCCAAAAUACUCAAAGUAUAUGCUGCUAGGAACAGUGUUUUUACUGUCCAUUUUUACACUACGAUGCAUUCAGAGAAGCAGUCAAUGGCGAAGUGAGAUGGAAUUGUUUUCAUCUGGUCCUCAAGUUUGUCCUGGGAAUGCAAAGGUACAUUAUAACAUAGGUAAAUUACAUGCAGACCAGGGGAAUAUAGAAUAUGCUAUAGAGAAAUACAGGGAAGCUAUAGAGUUGAAUCCAGAGUAUGACCAAGCGAUGAAUAAUCUAGGAAAUAUUCUCAAAGAUAAAAAUGAACUGGAGGAAGCUGAAGAACUUCUAUCUAAAGCUGUAGCUAUCCGAGAAGAAUUUGCAGCUGCAUGGAUGAACCUUGGUAUUGUGAAAGCUUCAAUGAAGAAAUAUGAGGAGGCAGAAAAAUGUUACGGGACGGCAAUUAAACAUCGCAAAAAAUAUCCAGAUUGUUUCUACAACCUUGGUAACCUGUACCUGGAGGUAAAGCAGUAUGAUAGAGCUGUCGAGGCCUGGACUAACGCCACAAACCUCAAACCUACUCACUCGCAAGCUUGGAUCAAUAUGGCUGUAGUCUAUGAUAAUAUAGAAAAAUUUGAUGAGAGUAUUGCAGUGAGCAUGAAAGCCCUGAAAUUUCUACCAGAGGAACCACAGCUGUAUUUUAACCUAGGAAAUGUUUAUGGUAAACUGUCCAAGUUUGUCGAGAGUGAAAAGAAUUUCCUGAAAGCCAUCAAACUGUCUCCAAAAAAUGCCAAGUUUAUUGCUAAUAUGGCUGUUUUAUACCACAGAUGGGAAAAGAAUGACAAGGCAGAAGAACUGUAUAGGAAAGCAUUAUCUGUUAAUCCAAAUGAACCAAAUGUGAAGGAAAAUCUAGCCAUGUUGCUACGUAAAAUGAACAAGAAAGCUUCAUGAAGUGUCCAGACAUUGGGAGAAACCAUUUAGCUAAGAUCAAAUGCGACUCUUGCAUAGAGACUUGCAACUAUUUUUUCAGAGAGUCUUUUAAAACUGAUUGAACGCAUUCAGCUUAGAUCAAAUUUAAUGCAGCUAUUUUUUUUUCACAGAGACUUAAGCAAAAAUUGAAAACUAUUUUUAUGUUUGUGUGUAAUGAUUUAUCCUGUAUUGAAAUGUUGUACUAACUGUAAGCAUGAAUAUAUACCUUAACUUAUGAAUGUCAAUUGUUAAGUCAUAUAUGAUGGUGAAUUUUGGAAAUGGUAGACUAAAAGAUAGUACAAUGUUUAACAUACAUGCAGAAAUAGUAUCUCAAAAGUUUUUAUUUGAAAUAAGAAAAAAGUCUAAACAUUAUCAAAUACUGUAUAUGUUAUCAACCUCUACAAGGUCACAGAAUAUUGCAAUUUCAGCACCAUUCCAGUGUUAUACAGUUAUUAUGUGUUUAAAUAUCUGUACCUAGAAGCAAGAUAUUUAUGACACAACCUGUACAAAAAGUCUUGCAUGAAAAAUGGUAAUUUUACCCGAUGACAAUUCUCUGCUAUGGUUAGCGGACCUUGUAUUUCUUCCAGGGAAGAAUUCAUCAUGAUUUGAAGUGAAGGAGCAUUGGCAUUGCAUGGUGACAUUUUUUGUCUCCAUGGCAGCAAACCACUUGCGCCAAUCACUGCUGUGGGUUCAAAUCCUGCCAGGGACUUUGGAUUCUUUCAUGUAGGUAAGCUAUUCAGCUAGCUUACGGAAGAUUGGUGGUUCUACUCAGGUGCCCGUCCAUACCUGAAAUACUGCAUUAAGGAGCACCUUAGGUCUUCCUAAACCAGUAAAGCUGGAAAGUAGUCAUAUGACCUAUACUGUGUUGGUGUGACAAUAAAUCUAACCACGAAAAAUAAUCAUAGUAGCAACCUGAUUACUACGCAGCAUAAUAAUAGUGAUACUUAUACUUUCAUUUUUGUCUUUAUGCAUAUUUUUUGUUUGUUUUUAAUUUAACACUUAUUGUUUGAUAGAGCAUAAUGAUUUGUCUGUUGGUUGUGAAAUUCAAACCUUUUCAGCCUUUGUGAAUAAAUUUGCUGCUGAUCUGAACCCUUAACACAUGUAUGUAUUCAAUUGUGUGGGAUAAAAGUGCAUGUAGAAUUCAUUAAAUUUGAGCUGGGUCAUGACAAAACCAACAUAAUGUGUUUGCGACCAGCAUGGAUCCAGACCAGCCUGUGCAUCCGUGCAGUCUGAUCAGGAUCCAUGCUGUUCGCUUACAGACCCUAUAACAAGUACAGAAACUGAUAGCGAACAGCAUGGAUCAUGAUCAGACUGCGCGGAUGCGCAGGCUGGUCUAGAUAUAUGCUGGUCGCAAACCCAUUAUGUUGGUUUUGUCAUGAUGCGACUCAAUUAUAAGUAUCUCUAAUGUGCUAGGUACUUAGGAGAGUAUCAUUCAAUGUUAUUUUCUUUAUAUUUUUCACCAAUUUGUAUCAUUUAAAGUUAAUAUUAACACUGUAGAGAAAUUAUUGUACUAUUUACAUACUCCUCAUAGUUAUUUUCAUCUUAUGUUGAUACAUGCACUUGAAAAUAUGUACAUGCUCAGAAAUCUGUACAUGCUCAGAAAUAGUGACUAUAAUAUCUAAAAGUAAUAUAUAUAUUAUGUAGAAAAUAAUAUUACAUAUAUGUUUGUGAAAUCUCAUUUAUGACAUGAUGUGGAAAGAUUGCAAUAAAGUAUAUAUAUGCUAAUGUUAAACUGUUCCAAGGAUUAUAAAAAUGAUUAAAAUUUGAAACUAUCAAAUGAUUUUUCAAGGUAAUUAAAAGAGCUAGUGUAUCCUACUGUUUCUUAGAUUGCUUCAAGUAUUUCUAGAUUUAUUAUCAUUUUUAACUAUUUUGACUUAAAACUGUCAAAAUUUUUGUGCUUUAUACACAAAUUGUUAAAAAACUUCGUUCUUUUUGGAGGAAAACAUUUGGUUUUUUGUAAUGAAUCAGUAAUAUUUUUCUUUCUCCUAAAUAUACUGUAACCAAUCUUGAAACUGUAUAUUGUGAUAUUAAUAUGGGAUUGUUUUUUCAUGAGUUAGAAUCCUAGAACUGUGUAUUACAAUUGAAUGGAAUUUCUAGUUUUUGCUAAAAAUGUGUACAUUUCUCCUAGUUUUCAACAUUAUUUAUUUCUAGUUUUCUCCUGGUUUUUGUUUUUAGUAACAUGCUUUGUAAGAGAUGGUAUUUGUUCCUAAUCAAAUUUUAUAUCGGCAAUUAACACUUUUUUGUUUAUGUAUUUUGGAAGUUUUACAUAUCAAUAUAGACAUUGUCUCAUUGCUCAUUAUUUGCUCCACUAUGCGAAGUAUAGGGAGAGCUAUUGUACUCACCCAGGACUUGGCAUCACACUUUGGUUAAAUUUUGUUUGUUACAUUAAAGUUGGUAUCUCAAAAACUACUGAAGGGAAUGGGUUGAAACUUCAAACACUUAUCUGAUAGCAUACUAGAAUGUCACUCUCCAAGGCCCAUAACACUAAUAUGAAUUAUGACCCCUUUUUGAACUUAGAAUUUCUUAAUUAUCAAAGCUCUUGUUUUGCUACCCAUCACUGAGAAUAGUCGAGCACACUGCCCUAUUGACAGCUUUUGUUUUAUGUUUUGCAUUUAGAAAACAUGAUGUAUGUACUUAUGUUUGAAUAUUUUUUAUGUACACAUAUAUUUUUGCUUGAAGAUGUUAAGAUUAUUUUCAUAGCUUUUUACCAUAUUUUGUUAUUUGAGUAGAUUUUAGAAGACAGACCUUAUAUUAGUAUUUAGUGUUUGAAUUGAUUGUUUUACUUUUGUAAAAUCUACUAUUUUAUUUUAUAAAUAAAAUGUUCAGUUAUGUUUCAUGCCUAGACGUUUGUAGACUCAAUAAAGUUAGUGUCACACAGAAAUUUAUGUCUUCUUUGAAAAAUACAUCAUUUUAAUGGCUAUUUGACAGCCCUGAAAAAAAUACUUCUGUAAAGAAGUGUUACUUUUGGUAAAAGUGUAUUCCUACAGAAGUUUUAAAUCAGCUAAUUUCUGUCAAUAAAUAAAUACUGAUACUGUCAAAACCUUUAUCAAUAUCAUGUAAACAAAAUAUAACUUGGAGAUGAAUUUUCCUGCUGAGUCUACUUUUAAGUUAUACUGUAUAAGUGGUUGAUUUUGCGCCAUGGAAAUAUUUGCGAUUUUUGCGAAUUUAAAUUAUUCACAAAUAUUUGAUUGUGCAAAAAUUAUUUCUUUUUAGGCAAACUUCCUUCUAUCAUUUGAAAAUAUUUUCAUACAGAAUCUUACAUGAAUAGAAGUUUGACUGUACAGGUACUGAGAUUUAUUUAGGUAUCAAAUAACUGAAUAGAACAAUUACAAUAACUGCAUAUUCUGAACAUGUACCUGCUUAAACAAAAACAGUAUUUAAUUCAAGAAAUCAUAUUCUUGCAAACAUUUUGCAUGUAAAAAGUCCAAUUUUAGACUUCUGCAAAAUUUUUGUGACGCAUAAAUAUCCACUUAUACAGUAAUCUGUCUACAUGCUUUUGAUAGGAAUACCAUGAUGCUGAGGAGAUAUUUUUGUACUCAAAUUUGUAUAGAAGUUUUUUGAUCUCAAUGUUGUUAGAUGUCAUCAUUGUAAGAACAUUAAUAAAAUUACAUAUAAAAAAUCUUA